This is a messenger RNA of Pyrus x bretschneideri (Chinese white pear), 3877 nucleotides long. RefSeq names its product leucine-rich repeat receptor-like protein kinase PXC2. Lineage: Eukaryota; Viridiplantae; Streptophyta; Magnoliopsida; Rosales; Rosaceae. The record is from RefSeq and is a predicted model, not a curated record. The coding region runs from base 606 to 3503 and encodes 965 amino acids. The transcript is spliced from 2 exons. Gene Ontology annotation, molecular function: protein kinase activity; ATP binding; protein binding. Gene Ontology annotation, biological process: hormone-mediated signaling pathway; protein phosphorylation. Gene Ontology annotation, cellular component: plasma membrane.
UCUCUCUCUCUCUCUCUCUCUGCCAUCGCCGUUAGAAGCUUUGAAUGCUUCGCUUUUACUCUCUUGCCAGAGCCAGCAGAGCCACUCCACACCAACCAUUAUUAUUCCUCUCCCACUCUUCUUCUUCCUCCACACCAACCCCAACACACUCCCUGACACUCUUUCUUCAAUUCCCUCCCUCCCUCCUCCCUCUCUAGGGUUUGAACUUCGAAUUCCACCCCUCUCCCGCCUCUUCCCCCGCCACCCUCCGCCUCCCGUCUCCUCCCCCAAAACCCAUAUCCCCCCUCCACUCUCCCACCUCAAAGCCUCCACCUUUAAUCACUUUUAUGCUCUUUUUUUUCCCUGGUUUUCUCAAAAACCCCAACAAAAAAAAAGGGAUAAAAAAAGCAAGAGAAAAAGUGGAAGGGUGUUGUGAUUGAUGUUGGUGGGUUGAUCACUUUACCUUUUGCCCUUUUUCUUUGCCCAUUAUCACACAUGCCUUAGUUGCAUUUCUCUGUUCAGUUCGAACAUUUACACCAAGAAACCUCCUCCUCUGUUUUUCUUCACAGCUUUCAAGCUUUCAGACUUCUGAAAUUUUCAUGGGAUUUUAUCAGACUUGAAAAAAAAUGGCGUUUGAGCUCUGUUUUCUGCUUCUUCUUGCUCCUCUUCUCGUACUCGCCCUGGACCCCGUUUUCAACGACGACGUUCUGGGCCUGAUCGUCUUCAAGGCGGGACUUUCCGACCCGGAAGCCAAGCUCGCCUCUUGGAACGAGGACGACGACAGUCCCUGCAGCUGGGUCGGAGUCAAAUGCGACCCGACAACCGGCAGAGUCGCCGAGGUUGUUCUCGACGGAUUAUCGCUAUCCGGGCACAUCGGCCGCGGCCUUUUGCGGCUGCAGAAUCUGCAAAGACUCUCGCUUUCCGACAACAACUUCACUGGGUUCAUAAACCCGGAUCUCCCACACCUCGGGAGCUUGCAGGUUAUCGAUUUGAGCCGGAAUAGCCUAUCUGGGUCGGUCCCGGAGGAGUUUUUCAUGCAAUGUGGGUCUCUCAGGGUGGUUUCUUUCGCCAGAAACAACCUCACUGGGCGGAUUCCAGAGUCCCUGAGCUUGUGCCAGACGUUGGUGGAUGUGAACUUUUCGUCGAAUCGGAUGUCCGGGAAGUUGCCGUCUGGGAUUUGGUACUUGAGAAUGCUUCAGUCGCUUGACUUGGCGGAUAACUUGGUGGAGGGUGAAGUUCCUGAAGGUAUUGAGAAUUUGUAUGAUUUGAGAGUGAUUAACUUGGCAAAAAACCGAUUUUCAGGACAGCUUCCUGGGGACAUUGGAAGCUGUUUGCAGUUGAAGUUGCUUGAUUUUAGUGAGAAUUUGUUUUCUGGAAGAAUACCGGAUUCGAUUCAGAGGCUCAAUUCAUGCACUUGUCUGAGUUUACAGCGGAAUUUGCUUGCGGGGCAAGUUCCGAAUUGGCUUGGCGAUUUGAAGAACCUUGAGGUGUUGGAUGUGUCUGGUAAUAAUUUCUCUGGUGAAAUUCCAAGUUCAUUAGGAAAUCUCGAGCUACUCGAAAAGUUGAACUUGUCUAGGAAUGGAUUUACUGGAAGCUUGCCUGAUACGUUGGCAAAUUGCAACAAUCUGCUAGCCAUAGAUGUUAGCCAUAAUCUGUUAGCAGGUAAGCUUCCUUCGUGGAUUUUUAAGCUCGGUCUGCACGGUGUCUCGCUUUAUGGCAACCGAUUAGGUGGAAGUGAGGAGUACAGUUCAUUGGCGUCAAUGGCAGCUUCUAAUGGAGGCCUGCAGGUCUUGGAUUUGUCGUCGAACGCGUUUUCUGAUGUGCUUCCAUCCGACAUUGGUGUUCUUAGUAGCUUGCAGUUUUUGAAUAUGUCAGGGAACCAUCUGUUGGGUUGGAUUCCAGCAAGUAUAGGUGAAUUAAAGGCGGCAUAUGUUCUCGACUUGAGUGACAAUUGGCUCAAUGGAAGCAUUCCUGAUGAAAUCAGAGGGGCAGUCUCACUCAAGGAAAUAAGACUGCAGAAGAACUUUCUAACCGGGAAAGUUCCAGCCGAAAUUGCAAAGUGCUCAUCUCUGACAAAUCUGAUUCUAUCUCAGAACAAUCUGACUGGCCCUAUUCCUACAGCCCUUGCUAACCUUACCGAUCUUCAAUAUGUCGACUUGUCUUUGAACAAGUUAUCAGGAGGCAUACCAAAAGAGCUGACAAAUCUUUCCCACCUCCUCUACUUCAAUGUCUCCCACAACCACCUUGAGGGUGAACUACCAUUAGGGGGAUUCUUCAACACUAUCCCGCCGUCAUCUGUCUCAGACAACCCAUCCCUAUGUGGAUCUGCUGUUACCCGUGCCUGCCCUUCCGUUCACCCCAAACCCAUUGUCCUCAACCCUAAUUCAUCCAACCCCGUCCAUGGUUCUUCCGGUCCAACUCAUGGUCACAAGAUCGUAUUCAGCAUAUCAGCUCUCAUAGCUAUUGGUGCAGCUGUAUUCAUUGCCAUUGGUGUCAUAGCUAUAACGGUCCUCAAUAUGCACGUGCGGUCUUCAUUGUCACGUUCUGCUGCUCCUCUUGAGUUAUCAGGCGGGGAAGAUUAUAGUAAUUCCCCGGGUAAUGAUCCAAACUACGGCAAGCUUGUCAUGUUUUCUGGUGACGCUGACUUUGGUGCUGGGACACAAGCCUUGCUCAACAAGGACUGCGAACUUGGUCGUGGUGGGUUUGGAGUAGUUUACAAAACAGCCCUUCGUGAUGGGCGUUCAGUUGUGAUAAAAAAGCUAACAGUCUCAAGUUUGAUCAAGUCCCAAGAAGAUUUCGAGAGGGAAGUUAGAGGACUUGGAAAGAUCAGGCACCGUAAUCUUGUGGCACUUGAAGGGUAUUACUGGACUCCGUCCUUGCAGCUCAUCAUUUAUGAAUACAUUCCAUGCGGGAGUCUGUUUAAGAAUCUGCAUGACGGACCUGGCAAAACCUGUCUCACUUGGCGGCAGAGGUUCCACAUAAUUCUUGGGAUGGCAAAGGGUUUGGCUUAUUUGCACCAAAUGAAGAUAAUCCACUACAAUUUGAAAUCAACUAAUGUUUUGAUAGACAGCAAUGGCGAGCCUAAGGUGGGAGACUUUGGCCUGGCAAGGCUGUUGCCAACACUAGACCGGUGCAUCUUAAGCAGCAAAAUCCAAAGCGCGCUUGGGUACAUGGCGCCUGAGUUUGCAUGUCAAACGGUUAAGAUUACUGAGAAAUGUGAUGUGUAUGGAUUUGGAAUCUUGGUUUUGGAGGUGGUGACUGGAAAGAGGCCUGUCGAAUAUAUGGAGGAUGACGUGAUAGUACUCUGUGACAUGGUGAGGGGAGCGCUCGAGGAAGGCCGGAUGGAGGAAUGCCUUGACAAAAAUCUCCUUGGCAAUUUUCCAGCAGAGGAGGCAAUUCCGGUGGUAAAGCUGGGUUUAAUAUGCGCGUCUCAAGUGCCAUCAAAUCGCCCGGACAUGAGUGAAGUGAUCAACAUUUUAGAACUCAUCCAAUGCCCUUCAGAAGGCCAUGAAGAAUUAGAAUAAAUUUAGUUUACUGAUUGAGAAAAUGAACUGGUAAUCGCCAUGUUCCGGUGAAGAUCAAUCCGGUUUUGUUUCAAGCAAAAGCUAAAAGAAUACAGAGUGUUGGAGUUCCAUCUCCAUGUCUUCAAAUCCGUUUUUCGGUAAUGUAUUUAUUUCUGUAUUUUUUUCCCUACUUAAUUCUAUAGCACUUAUAAGGUGCCGGAUUGCUUUUCACCGGUUUGAAAUGGAACAACUUAAUUAGGGUUUGGGUUGAAGAUCUCUGAGUGUAAGCAACAAUUGACUCAAUCUGUCUCUGGACUUGUGUUCGCGUGUUACCUACAUGUCAUCGAGCUAUUUUUGGCGUACGGAAAGUGUAUGCAAGUUUUUCUCCGUUUCUA